CAUAAAUAGAGAGGAGAGAGAAGAGAGAAGAGAGAGAACCCAGCCGAGGCCACCGCCACCGACAUCGCCUCGUAACCCGUCGAAUCCACAUUCCCCGAACCCCACGCCGCCACCACGCGCAUUCCCGAUCCGACCGCGCCGCGUCGCCAGCCCACCAAGGGGAAGGAGAGGAUGUCGUCGCCCUCGCCGGCGCCCGCCCGCCUGGAUCUGGACGGCAACCCCGUCGCGCCCCUCACCAUCUGCAUGAUCGGCGCCGGCGGCUUCAUCGGCUCCCACCUCUGCGAGAAGCUCAUGGCCGAGACCGCCCACGUCGUCCUCGCCGUCGACGUCUACUGCGACAAGAUCCGCCACCUCGUCGACCCCGCGCCGCCGCACCUCGCAGGACGCAUCUCCUUCCACCGACUCAACAUCAAGAACGACUCCAGGCUCGAGGGGCUCAUCAAGAUGGCCGAUCUGACGAUAAACCUGGCGGCGAUCUGCACGCCCGCGGACUACAACACGCGCCCCCUCGACACCAUCUACAGCAACUUCAUCGACGCACUCCCAGUGGUUAAGUACUGCUCCGAGAACAACAAGCGUCUCAUCCACUUCUCCACGUGCGAGGUCUACGGCAAGACCAUCGGCAGCUUCCUCCCCAAAGACCACCCUCUCCGCAAGGAACCUGAAUUUUAUGUUCUGAAAGAAGAUGAGUCACCCUGCAUUUUUGGUCCAAUCGUGAAACAGCGAUGGUCCUAUGCAUGUGCAAAGCAACUUAUUGAGAGGCUUAUUUUUGCUGAAGGUGCAGAAAAUGGCCUUGAGUUCACAAUUGUGAGACCUUUCAAUUGGAUUGGACCAAGGAUGGACUUCAUUCCUGGUGUUGAUGGCCCUAGUGAGGGUGUGCCUCGGGUUUUGGCUUGCUUCAGUAACAAUCUGCUCCGCCGAGAGCCCUUGAAGCUUGUUGAUGGGGGCCAGUCUCAGAGAACUUUUGUUUACAUUAAGGAUGCCAUCGAAGCUGUUGUUUUGAUGAUUGAAAAUCCUGCUCGAGCUAAUGGUCACAUCUUCAAUGUUGGGAAUCCCAGCAAUGAAGUUACUGUUAGGGAGUUGGCCCAAAUGAUGACAGAGGUCUAUGCAAAUGUCUCAGGAGAGGCACCACUGGAUGAACCCAUGAUUGAUGUGAGUUCGAGUCAGUUCUAUGGUGAAGGAUAUGAUGAUAGUGACAAGAGAAUCCCUGACAUGACUAUAAUCAACAAGCAGCUAGGUUGGAACCCAAAGACACCUCUCAAGGAUUUGCUGGAGACAACAUUGACAUAUCAGCACAAGACAUACAAGGAAGCUGUCAAAAGGCAAAUGUCACAGGCUUCAGCGUCGAGUUAGAUAACCCGAUCCUCGGAUGGAAAAGUGGUGACAGGCGCUCAAUCAGAGCGCAGCCACAGGUGUAAUGAUGUUUUGGAAGUCGGAUACGUAUACGCUAGUAAUCGUUUUUGAGGCUCUAGUUGCUCCCUAGAUGUCCAUCUUGUUAGAUUCCGUGCUGCUAUCAAGGGGAAGGGAUGUUAUCCGUAUGGCAGAGUUGAUGUACUCCAUCCAUUGUACUUUGGUUGCUCCUCGUGCUGUGUCAAGUCAUUCUUUGGAAUCAUUUCAUUGGCGAGAGCUGUUAUUGUUCGUAUGUUGCAACCUGAGUGAGUUUAUUAGUUGUGCACAAAUUUC
Messenger RNA from Setaria italica (foxtail millet), 1683 nucleotides. Its product is annotated as UDP-D-apiose/UDP-D-xylose synthase. The record is from RefSeq and is a predicted model, not a curated record. The transcript has 9 exons. Bases 172 to 1353 code for a protein of 393 amino acids. Gene Ontology annotation, molecular function: carboxy-lyase activity. Lineage: Eukaryota; Viridiplantae; Streptophyta; Magnoliopsida; Poales; Poaceae.